UAAUCAAAAAAAACAAUUAAAUAAAAAACACACACAGAAGAAAGAAGAAGAAUCCUUCCUCUUCUCCUCCAUCGUCGUCGUCUUCUUCUUCUCCAGAGAUGAAUCCACACAAAACCGAAGAAGAUCUCUUCCACCACCACGAUCUCGACCCAACACACAUCCUCUCUCAACCCCACCACCAUCAAGAUCAUCAAGAACCAACCUUCUCCCUCCCAGAAUUCGUCCUCUUCCGCUCCUCCCCUUCCCCCUCCAACUCCUCCGACGAACAAGACUCCUCCUCAAACCCCAACCCCAAAACCCCCAAACCCACAAGCCCUAGAAUCCAAACCCUAACCCUAACCCCACCCCAAACCCUAGAACUCAGAGAUUGGGACUACAUCAACCCAGAGCCACACAUCUCCUCCCAAUUCUACACAUUCAACUCCGAGUCCCACUCCCUAAUGAUCCUCUGCCUCCGCGAGGGCCGCCUCGCCACCCCCGCGGAGAUCCGAGUCGCCACACCACGCCCCGUGCUCAAAUCCUGGCGUUCCGUGUGGAAAGACCGUAACGAAGACACAGCUUAUCUCACGGCGUGGAAACGGAUCCAGGACAAGCUCACCGCCCGUCUCGAUCCAACCUCUGGUAACGAGUUCCUGUGUUUCAAAAACAACACGAGGCAGUUUGUGUCUCAUGUUAACCAGUGGCAGGACAUUGUCAUGGGGUUUCAUGGAGAUGGGGACUUGAAACAUUUAGGGGUUAGAGAGACUAUAGACAGGAUUAAACAGGUUUGGACCGUUGGGGCCAAGCUGUAUGGGAUUCCGGAGAGUUUCAUUAGGGUUUGUGUUGCUGCCUGUGGGGUUUGUAAUGCUGUUUCGGGUUCCGGUUCGCGGAAUAAACGGCGGCGUUUUGAGUAUACUGAGUCCUUUGAUGUGCCUGCUAAGGAAGUUGCUGAUAGGUUGCAGGAGUUAGCUGCUAAGCAUAAGGUUGUGUUGUGUAUUAGGCAGAAGUAUAUUAGGUAUAAACCGUUUAUGGCCGAGGUUAAGGAUUACGCGUGUCAUAGAGCCGGAGAGCCUGGUUCGAAGAAGUCUAGGGUUUUGAAGAGGGAGCCUUAUCAGUCUAAGAGGUGUGGGUGUGGGUUUAGGAUUAGAGCUAUUGUCCCCAUUGCUAACUAUAAUGAGAAGGAUAAGAGUUUUGUUUACGAGGAGGAAGGGAUGGCUGUUUUUAAGAUGUAUGCUGUUCAUUCGGGUCAUGAGCCUGGGGCGAUGGAUGGGAAUGCGAGGAUUAUGCAUCGGCUUGUGGGUCAUAAAGGGUUUUUGAUGGAGCAUGAUGUGGUUUAUGGUGUGAGGGAGGAGUUGGAGAGUGAAGAAGGUGGUGGAGACGUGCGUUUGAGUGUGUUGCAUCAGGUGCAUGAGAUAAGGAGUGAGCUUGGGACUUUAGAGGGGAAGAUUGGGAAGAUUCCGGAAGAGAUGUUGGGUUCUGUGUCUAGAGAGUUGUUUGAGAUGCUUAACAAGAUCAGGAACAUUGAUGAGGAGGGUGUUAAGGGAACUACUACAGGGUUGCUUUCUGAUAAGGAGAUACUUGUUGGAGAUAAUGAUUUAGCUCAUUGGAGUGACCAUCAUCAUCAUCACCAUGAGCAUUUGUAUCAUGGAGAUGGGAAGGAUAAUACAGAGCUUAUUGAAGAUGAUGAAGACAGUUUCGGGAGGAGCCUUGAUGAUGUUGUUCCUUGGGAGAUAAGGCCACCAUCUGGGUGUACAAGUCCAAAGGAUAUCUUGUCUGAAACAUCAUGUAAGCCUGAGAAAUGGUUAAAGUGCAAUGACUUUGAUGAGAAGAGCAUUCUGAACUGUGAAGAAGAUUCUAAGUUAACAAAACCGAUGAUGAGAGACGAUGAAGGUAUAGUAUCAUCAGACGUAGGUUUAGUUGGUAUACAAGUGGAUAGCUUCUAUCAAGAAAACUCGAAAUGGUAUGAUUCUCCUUGUGAAGAAGACAAUGGAUUCAGACAUGGAGAGAUUUUGUAGAGACACGGUAAGGUUCUGUCUUUAUAACCAGUUUCUAACUCAGCUAUCAAACACAUCUUCUUGUGUAUAUCAUAACUGGGGGAUCAGAUUGUAUAUUUAUUGUAUUCGAUAAGACGGCUUCAAGAGUACUAUUUUGUUUGUUAUGUUGUAGAGCCUGUAGAGGUUUCUUUUGUUGUGUGGUUAUGUAUAAUGAAACUAAUAUUGUGUCUCCUGCGUGUAUAUAACAUUGUUGUUAGUCUUAUUUAUCCUUUGUCUAGAUUAACAUUUGAUACGCAUGAGGUUUGUUAAUGCUUGCCUUUACACAUAGG
Messenger RNA from Eruca vesicaria subsp. sativa (arugula), 2302 nucleotides. NCBI's taxonomy places the organism in Eukaryota, Viridiplantae, Streptophyta, Magnoliopsida, Brassicales, Brassicaceae. The record is from the annotation of a GenBank genome assembly.